GAGAGCAAAGUUGUUUGGCUUGAGACUGAUUUACCAUCUUCGCAACACACUUCCCUUCGUGCGGGACUUCUUCGCUUCUCAUGACUAUUUAUCCAAAUGGAAAGUCUCAAUCGUCUGAAAAAGGCUCUGUCCGCCAUGUGUCGCCCAUCCCAUUUGUUGCCGAUGUGGUUGAGCUUCUACCAGCAGGUGGAAGCGCUUGGGUCAUGUCAGAGUUCAUGUACCAAAUGCGCCCAACCACUCAUUUACCAGACACGGCCUGGCCGCAGACAGCGCGCUCCGAAUCGCUGAUCAGGCUUUCUCAGUGGCAAGUGCUGACAGCCUGUAUCAUCUACGGUUGUUCGGUUGCUUCAUUUCUUCAACGGCGACGCCUUCGGGAUCCUAACAUGUCCCUCAUCUUUGCAGCGUGCGUGUCUUUCGGCAUGCUGGUAGGAAAAUGUACUGGUGCAGGUUUCGACUAUAUCAUGCUGGUUCAUGUAUCUUGGGCGACAUGUUUGGCUAUGGUUGCAAGUGCUCUAUGCCUGCAUAUUCAGUCACGACUGGAUGAAUAAGUUGAGCCUGAAUCUGCGUCUGAGUCUAAGAUUGUGAUGGAUAAGGGUAUGUUAACUGCCCAGAAAGGAGUGGUAAACAUUCGGGUCAAUCCUACAAUACCUUGCUUUUCUUUGCAUUGUGCAACGUUGGUGUAAAGCCCGCUGGCGAUUAUGUUGACCAUACAAAGAUGAGAGCCUGGGACAAUGGUGAACUGGGUAUUUGAUACACCUACGUGUUUCUGAG
Molecule: messenger RNA, 771 nt
Organism: Fusarium verticillioides 7600
Lineage: Eukaryota; Fungi; Ascomycota; Sordariomycetes; Hypocreales; Nectriaceae
Exons: 2
Coding region: 81-548 (155 amino acids)
Source: RefSeq, a predicted model, not a curated record